GUCUCAUUGCAUCAGUCACAAUCGCCCUUAGAUUAGCGAACAGUUUUUUGUUAAUUCCCGGCGUUGGAGUCGAUAUUGAAAAGGCUCUCUUUGAAUUGAAAUAGAAGGCAUCUAGACCGUAAAUCUGCAAUCACUGUCAGCGUCUUCAUCCACUGAAUCGACCCCAAGAUUCCUUCGUUGACCGUCCGUCACUUGUACUCCGAUCUCAGUAACCAGCAAGGCGAGAGAUUCGAGCUGCCUCAUUGCGGCGCUUUGCAUACAUACGAGAUGCUGAUCGUCGAUUAUUCUCUGCGGUGACCGUUUUCCUGACCGCUGGUGACUUUUGAGUCGACUCAAAAGCCAGCUCUGCAGUGACUGUUUUCCUGACCGCAUUCAUCGCUUAGCAAAGAGACGAGUACUGAGCAGCGGUUAUGUCUGCAAGUAAUUCGUCAUUGGACUGCAUCUUUCUGAAAACAGCUCUUAGCGAACGAUCCGUUUGCUGAGCGACCUUCGGCAGAUCAUCUGUUAUUGGUGCCUCCGUUAUAAGAACACAGCAAAGAUUGUAUAGAGUUUGGAUUUUAUCUCUGUGACAGAGAUGUCUCGGUUCGCCGUUCCGUUCCUCGUGAUCCUCUCCAUCUCCGCCUUCGUCGCCUCCUACAAUGUCGUCGGUAUGAUCCUCAGCACCGCUCGUCACCGCGUCUCUAUCCGCUCUAAAGGCUCCUUCGAUAAAAGCACCUUCAGUAGUCGCCUCCGCCGGGGAGGCCGACCGCUUCUAACAGGAAAACCACUCCCCCAAACCAGCGGGACCGGUUCGGAUGGGGUAGGCUCGGACGUAGGCUCGGAUGGAGGCUCGGCGGUGGUGAAACGGCCGGAAGGGCCGAGCUCCGGUGUGAAAAAGAAGCGGUACUUCCACACCGCGAUGACGUGUAACGACUCGCCGUACACUAAGUGGCAGUCGCGGAUCAUGUACUUCUACUAUCAGAAGUAUCGAAACGAGCCUGAAUCGGAGAUGGGGGGAUUUACGCGCGUGCUGCACUCAGGGAAGCCGGACAAUCUGAUGGACGAGAUUCCGACGGUUGUCGUCGAUCCUCUACCUCCUGGAAUGGAUAAGGGUUAUGUGGUUCUGAAUCGGCCAUGGGCGUUCGUGCAGUGGAUUCAAAAGGCGCAGAUUGAGGAAGAGUACGUGUGGAUGGCCGAGCCAGACCACAUCAUCUUAAAGCCCAUCCCCAACCUGGCAACUGACAUGCUGCCGGCCGCCUUCCCCUUCUUCUACAUCGUGCCAAAGAAUCAAGAGAGGUUCUUGAGGCGCUGGUACCCAGCUGAAAAAGGGCCGAUCACAAACAUCGAUCCCAUCGGGAACUCUCCUGUAAUUAUAAAGAAGAAAGACCUUCUGAAGAUAGCGCCCUUGUGGCACAACGUAUCGCUGCAGUUCAAGAGCGACCCAGAGAUCGACAAGGAGUUCGGAUGGGUGCUGGAGAUGUAUGGCUAUGCGACGGCAUCAGCCAUGCUGGGGUACACCCACAUUCUCAGGAAAGACUGGAUGAUUCAGCCCCCCUGGGACAAAACAACAGGUGAUGCGUACAUGAUUCAUUUCACAUAUGGAUGCGACUUUGACCUCAAUGGAAACCACCUGCCUGGUAAGGUGGGUCCGUGGCAUUUUGACAAGAGGGACUACCAGACCGCCAUUCCCAGGAACAUCACCUACCCCCCCCCGGGCUCUGCUCCCUCUGUGUUUGAGCUUAUUCGGCGGCUAAACGAUGCGACCUGGUCGCUUGACUGGGUUGCAGGGGCAACGUAGAUUGUAGGAUUCCUACUUUCCUCACUCGUGUUAUGUGCUAUGAAGUUAACCAUUUAAAGAGAAUGUUGAGUGUUGUAUUUCUUGGGCUUCAUAAAUGUUUCGUGUCCAGUAUACACGCUCACUUUGAUUCCAAAUAAUGUUUCCACAAUCAA
Closterium sp. NIES-67 is the source of this 1929-nucleotide messenger RNA. The record is from the annotation of a GenBank genome assembly. NCBI's taxonomy places the organism in Eukaryota, Viridiplantae, Streptophyta, Zygnematophyceae, Desmidiales, Closteriaceae.